Symbiodinium sp. CCMP2456 is the source of this 741-nucleotide messenger RNA. Lineage: Eukaryota; Dinophyceae; Suessiales; Symbiodiniaceae. The record is from the annotation of a GenBank genome assembly.
AUGCCGUCGCAGCAACAGGUAAAGUCCUGGAAUCCUGGUGAUGAGCCAGAAGAUGCAGACGAGGAUGCCAAGGUCAUUACGAACCAAAUUUGCCAAUCCGGGCGGAAGAGGCAAGAGCGCCAAACUGCUACCUGUAGGAAUUUCCUGGCGGCGAAGGAGGCCUUCGAGGAGGCUGAGGUGAAGGAUGCAAUCAUGCAGCUGGUCUGUGCUGCUGCAAAUUGCAAAGAAUUUGACGAGGGAAUGGCAUAUUUCGAGGAGAUCCAAAGCAGCUCCUUGGAAGCCACCGACAGCGUCUACAGCGCCGUGCUGAAGCUGCUGGGGAUUCAAGGCAACUACGAGUCAGCCAGCAGGUCAGGCACAGGUAGCACAGAGCUGGCGAGAGAAGGCGUCGAGCUGAACCCGUCGCAUUUUGGCUGCCUUCUGAAAGCUUGCCGAGAAAGCAGAGAUCUCGAGAAUGCUGAGAAGGCACUGAAGCGGAUGCGUGACGCAAGCAUCCCGGCCAACAUUAUCCACUACACCAUUUACAUGGGGGCAUGUGCAAGGUUCGUGGCAGACGAGCAACCUGGGCACGCUGCGGCUGUAGAGCUUGAGCAGAAAGUUCUGUCCAUGAUGGACGAGGACAUGGUGAAGCCCAACGAUUACUUCCUCGAGGAGCGAAUCUGUCUCCACCUCGGAAUUGCUAGUUUGAGGGAUUGGCUGUACGAUGAGGAUGCACCGAGGCCGCUGGGGCCGACACGGUAA